This is a messenger RNA of Cottoperca gobio, 1011 nucleotides long. RefSeq names its product aminocarboxymuconate semialdehyde decarboxylase (gene acmsd). Gene Ontology annotation, molecular function: carboxy-lyase activity; hydrolase activity. Lineage: Eukaryota; Metazoa; Chordata; Actinopteri; Perciformes; Bovichtidae. The record is from RefSeq and is a predicted model, not a curated record. The transcript has 10 exons. Gene Ontology annotation, cellular component: cytosol; cytoplasm. Gene Ontology annotation, biological process: secondary metabolic process. The coding region runs from base 1 to 1011 and encodes 336 amino acids.
AUGAAGGUUGAUAUUCAUAAUCAUAUUUUACCAAAGGAGUGGCCCGAUUUGAAGCAGAGGUAUGGCUAUGAUGGAUUUGUCCAGCUUCACCAUCACUGCAAGGGUGAAGCGAACAUGAUGAAGGGUGGGAAGCUGUUCCGAGUGAUCCAAGAGAACUGCUGGGAUGCAAACGCACGCAUAAGGGACAUGGAUCAACAUGGUGUCACAGUUCAAGCCCUUUCUACUGUCCCUGUGAUGUUCAGUUACUGGGCCAAACCUCAUGACACGCUGGAUCUCUGUGUCAUUCUAAAUGAUGAUUUGGCCCAGACAGUGCGCAGCCACCCCACAAGGUUUGUGGGCCUGGGCACUCUGCCCAUGCAAGCCCCUGACUUGGCCGUGCUGGAGAUGAGGCGCUGUGUGAAGGAGCUGGGCUUCCCUGGGGUGCAGAUUGGCUCACAUAUCAACAACUGGGACCUCAACGCCACUGAACUCUAUCCUUUCUAUGCUGCAGCAGAGGAGCUGGGCUGCUCCAUAUUUGUCCACCCGUGGGACAUGCAGACAGACGGGAGGAUGGCUAAGUAUUGGCUGCCCUGGCUGGUGGGCAUGCCGUCAGAGACAACCAUGGCUAUUUGCUCGAUGAUAUUCGGAGGCAUCUUUGAGAAAUUUCCUAAAUUGAAAGUCUGCUUUGCACAUGGAGGUGGUUCUUUUCCAUUCACCGUUGGCAGAAUUGAACAUGGCCACAAAGUCCGCCCUGACCUGUGUGCAGUGGACAACGAGAUCAGUCCACGGAAAUGCCUCGGUUCUUUCUACACCGACUCCCUCGUUCACGAUCCCAUCUCCCUGAAGCUGCUGAUCGACGUAAUUGGAAAAGAUAAAGUAAUGCUGGGAACAGAUUAUCCAUUCCCGCUGGGUGAGCUGCAGCCUGGAUCACUGAUUGAGUCAAUGGAUGAAUUUGAUGACACACUAAAGGAUAAAUUGCUUGCUGGAAAUGCAGUGGAAUUUUUGGGCCUGAAACGAGAACAAUUUGAGUGA